Messenger RNA from Acanthochromis polyacanthus (spiny chromis), 1884 nucleotides. It is a transcript of the gene atpaf2, whose product is annotated as ATP synthase mitochondrial F1 complex assembly factor 2. Gene Ontology annotation, biological process: mitochondrial proton-transporting ATP synthase complex assembly. The record is from RefSeq and is a predicted model, not a curated record. The coding region runs from base 236 to 1081 and encodes 281 amino acids. The transcript is spliced from 8 exons. Gene Ontology annotation, cellular component: mitochondrion. NCBI's taxonomy places the organism in Eukaryota, Metazoa, Chordata, Actinopteri, Pomacentridae.
GCUUUUGAACGUCGGAGCUGCUAUGCAAAAGAUGAGAAAGAAAUGUGAGGCAGUAAAUAGCGACUUUAUACAGUUAAGCAGCGCAGUUUAAACAAAAACUGAUGCUAGUAGGAAAAAAUAUUCCCUCGUAUAAUGCAGUAGAGGUAACUGAGGAACUGUCAGAAACGGGUAGCUUCACGGGACGCGUCUCUUUUGGAUUAGCUUUGCUUAAAAACAUCUUGUCUUGAUCUCCACUAUGUUUAGAAGUAUUGUUAGACUUGGGAAUGCCCUCUCUCUCAGUAAAGUCUGUCCAGGAAGGCAGCACCAAAGAUGUGCUUUAAAAUACUCCACAGCCGCAGCAGAGAGAAAGAAGUUUUAUGAAGAUGUCAGCAUAUCCCAAGGUGAAGGUGGCUUAUUUGAGAUAAACCUCGACCGAAGGAAGCUGAAAACUCCAGGAGGAAAGCUGUUCACAGUGCCAAAUGAAGCCCUGGCCAUCGCUGUGGCGACCGAGUGGGAUGCUCAAAGGGAAACACUCAAGUUCUACACUAUGCACAUGACUACUCUGUGCAACACAGCUUUGGACAAUCCCACCCAACGCGACAAGGACCAAAUGAUCAAUGCUGCUCUGAAGUUUUUGGAGACUGACACCGUCUGUUACAGAGUAGAUGAGCCCCACGCUUUGGUUGAACUACAGAAGAAUGAGUGGGACCCUGUGCUACACUGGAUUGAAAAUAGAUAUAAUGUCACUAUUGGCUCCUCAUCCAGUAUUUUGGGUCCUGAGAUUCCUGAGGCGACCAAAGAUACGUUCCGGCAACACCUCACUUCUUACAAUUUUUGGUCUUUGACAGGGCUUGAAUAUGUGAUCACCCAGCUGAAGUCUGUUGUGCUGUCGCUGGGGAUGAUUGACAGACAUCUGAGUGUGGAACAGGCUGUGCUGUUAUCCAGACUAGAGGAAGAAUACCAGAUACGACGCUGGGGAAAUGUGGAGUGGGCCCAUGACUAUGACAUGUAUGAAUUGAGGGCGCGGACGGCUGCUGGAGCUCUUUUUGUCCACCUCUCUUCCGAGAGUUCAACUGUCAAACGCAAACUUCUGCAGGACUGAGAGAAAACUGAGAAGACAAAGGAAAUCUGCCCUCAAACUGAGAAUAAUACCCCAACCACCUGACUUGUAUGAACGCUUCUAUAGCCGUUCAGACAAACACCACACAUCCCAGUUGUUGUAUUUAGCAGUGACAGCUGCUCUGCCAAUGAUCUGUUGUAGAGUCAUUUCACUCCAGUAAAACACAUUGGCUGUCUUUUUACAAUGUUUAUGUGUCGCAGCUGCCAAGUAUGACACUCCUCACAGAGUUUCCAGACAGUUCUCAGUCACUCGUGACAUUUUGAACACUGGCUGGAUGAUGUUGUUGUCUGUUUGGUGAUGGAAUGUUAAUUCUCAUGCCUGUGUUUUUCCUGUAAGCAGCAUUUGAAUAUUGCAGAGUGCUUGUGUUUCCUAAAAGCACUCUAACCUAUUCAUAUUAACUGUUUAGUGUUUGGUAAAGGCACAGUGCAUGUGAGAAGUAUCUACUUGUAUUAUGUGAUACAUUAAUGUUCAGGUUAUUUUUCUUGUAGUUAAUCAACCCUGCUGUGUGUUUGAUGGUAUUUUUUCAGCGGAAAUGUGGAGAAAGACAGAAGGCUGUACCUGGAAAGCUUGUUCCUUUUUUCUAACUCUUUAGAAAAAAUAGAAUUCCAGCAGAAAAAUGGGGAGUAUCCUCAUCCAGUGGAGUUCUGUUGCUUUUACAGUUUACGUGGAUCAAGGCUAAAAAAAAUAAUGGUAUUAUCUGACUGUGGUUAUCAUUUCAACUGGCGAAAGGUAGAAUAUGGAAGCAGAGUUCAUAUUGAAAUAAAACGCAUAAGAGUCACAGGUAA